GACUGUGUAGGAAGCUGUGAGCAGUCACAGCAGGUAGACAGGAUCUGGGAGGAGGGACAUAUAUGUUACUGCCUUAUUUUCAUGACCUCGCAAACACUGAGUCCCAGGCAGGCCUGCCAUUAGUUACAGUAGGUGCAGGGCCGGGGUUACUCCCACAUCUCCAGGCUCUGGGAGCAGUGACCUGGAGGUCAGGAGCUGACAUGUGAGGCCGGCAGCGUGUUGCUCUGUUAUUUCCGGUAAGCGGACUGCACCAGGAUCUCUCCCGCAGCGGUUCACUGUCACUGUGUGUGCACCAGGGGAUCACAGCGAUCACUUUCUGCUCUGCACCAGGGGAUCACUGCUUUAGUUUGCAAGUGCACCAGAUCAUUUUCUGCUGUGCACCGCGCACAGUGACCGGGGGACCCUGACCCCCGCGCAGAUUACAGUGCGGAGAGCGCCACGCACAGGAGGGAGGGAGAAAUGAUCCUGUGUAAGAGCGCAGCAGCAGCAGCAGCGUCCUGGUGGAGCUCAGACUGGACGGAUCAGAGCGGGGCAGAUGUUAAUGAGGAUAAGCCUUUCUCUGAAUCACUGGUGUAAUAUGGAGUUAUCCGGGAGAGGAAUUUAGGAUUCCGUGUUUUCAUUGCCAGACCAGAGACCCCAAAGUCAAAUGAAAGGGGUGAAAUGGAAAAGCAGCAGCUCUCGGUGGAUGACGAUCUCUUACCUAUUUAUUAUGUUAGUCCUGAUAGAGGACCUGGUACGUUUUCUAGGGUUUGGCAGGAACAUGAGGUUUCCUCCUCUGCCUCAAAUCUUAAUCUAUUGGCCUCAUUGGAUCAUGGCGGUUUAGCUGCAGCUCGUCCCAACACUGAGAGGUCCAGGUUCUAUACACAUGGCCACAAAGAUCAAGAAGGGACCAGAGCAGUCUGUUUAAUUUCAGGUACUAAUGGUGAGGCCUCUUGUGCGGACAAAGCUUAUUCCAGCCUACAAAAGGAAGUGUUCCCUGACCUCCAGCAGUUGUUACCCAAAGCCACCGAUACAAGGACCCAGGUCAAUCCCAUGGCAAAGAGCAGCUCAGCACAGGAUGUUAUCUUGGCCAGUUUACUUCAAGUUCAACUGUGCGUGCUGGACCUCCAAGAUCAGAUCGAUAUUUCCGAGACCUGUCGCCUCAGAGCCAGGGAGCCACAGUCUGAGGCAGGCCCACCUUACGUUGAGUUUAAUGAUGCUUUAAGGGAAAAUCCACAUCAAGAUCGGGAAGAGGACCAGGAGAGUGAUGACACUUUUUACUCAGAAGUAGAAGAUGAGCGCUUAUUCUGUGAUAACCCUUUAUUUAAUAACUCCAAACCUUUAUACCCCGUGGGUCACAGCAUGCAGCAGCCUGUUCCUGCAGUGGCCAGUGAAAAUGGACAUAGCACUGGUCAAAGGAUAGAGACUCAGGGAAACGAGCUGCUUUUAGCACAGAAUGUUUGGGAUAGGAAUGGAACAGGUACAAGAAACGUUGUUUGGCAUCAGAUGACACGUGAAGAAUCACUGGAAGAGCUCCAGAUAUACGAGGAUGAGUGGGAGGAGAAACAGGCGUUGUCUGCUAGGACCAGGAAGUGGCAUCUUACUGACAGUCUACAGUAUACCCAGGAGGCCUUUGCUUGUGCAGAAGACGCUCCGAGAAAUGUGACUGCCUGCAUCUUGGCUCCUGAAGCGCCUGAAGUCUCUCCGUGCCAGGAGGCGGCUGUGGAAGAAGAUGAAGGGUUACUGUUUUCAGAGCCUGGUUUAUGGGCAUUGUUACUAGCGGAUGAGGAAUCUGAGCACAAACUCCCAACUUCCUUGACUUCUGUAGACCAUUCAUCCACUUCUCAAAUGCAGGAGCAGCCAGGUGAAGAAGGCUUAUUCAUAUCGUGCCAUAACCAAGACGUACCCCUGGAGGAGAAGCAUGAAGAAAGCAUUCAUCUGUUCUGCCAGGGUUGCCAAGGCAAGGAACAUGUAGGCAGAGGGUUGCCAUUGGAGGGCAGAACUGAGGAAUUAGCUAUACAGCAGAGCACCCAGGAGAUUGUCCCAGAUCAGUCGGAGGGCAGGACAGGAGAGUUACAGAUGAAGUCACAGCAGAGUACCCAGGAUAUUGUCACAGAUCAGUCGGAGGGCAGGACAGAAGAGUUACAGAUGAAGUCACAGCAAGAUACCCCGGAGAUUGUCAUAGAUCAAUGUGAUGAUGUGUCCACGGAUUUUGAGACUUCUGGCUCAGAAGAGGUGACCUACGUGGAUGCUGUGGCCAUCACUCAGGAUGCUGAGGCAGCUCGCUGUUUGGCAGUAAAGCUGUUCCAUCUGGAUGGCUUUAAAAGGUCGCAGGUUGCUGCAUAUCUUCAGAAAAAUAAUGAUUUCAGCGCCAUGGUGGCUGAGGAAUACCUGUCUCUCUUUGACUUCACAGGGAAGAGCUUGGAUGUGGCUCUUAGGUCUCUGUUACAAGAGCUGGUGCUGACCGGGGAAACUCAGGAACGAGAACGGGUCCUGUUCCAUUUCUCCACACGUUUCCACAGCUGCAACCCUAAGGACUUCAGAUCUGCUGAUGCUGUUCAUACUCUUACCUGCGCCCUCAUGCUGCUUAAUUCAGACCUACACGGACAGAAUAUAGGGAAGAGCAUGACCGCACAGGAGUUCAUUAAUAAUCUGGAUGGUAUGAAUGAUGAUGGCAAUUUUCCCCGGGAGCUACUGAAGGGAUUGUACCAGGCGAUCCGUGUUGAGAAACUGGAAUGGGCUGUGAGUGAAGAGAAACUAGCAAAUGUCAAUGAGAAACUGCUGUCAAGGCCAGAAAAUCUUCUCUCUGUUCGGAAAAAAAGCUCCCCCUUCUUGGACAUACCCGCUCCUGACCCGCAGGCUCCAAUUUACAAGCAAGGAACACUUUGCCGAAAAGUACAUGCGUACAUUGACGGCAAGAAAACUCCAUGGGGAAAGCGAGGCUGGAAGGCGUUCCACACUGUGCUUAAAGGGAUGCUGCUCUUCUUCCUAAAGGAUGAGUACAGGUCUGACUUCCAGUUCCCGGAGGAAGUGAUCAGUGUACACCAUGCUCUGGCUGAGAAGGCGAGAGAAUACACCAAGAGACCCCAUGUCUUCCGGCUGCAGACUGCUGAUUGGCGCGUCUUCCUUUUUCAAGCUCAGACAUCUGAUGAAAUGAAUUCAUGGAUCUCUCGAAUUAACUUGGUGGCCGCCAUGUUUUCGUCACCACCUUUCCCCGCCGCUGUGGGCUCUCAGAAGAGGUUUUAUAGGCCGAUCCUCCCCACCGCUCAGUGCAAGCUAGACCUGGAGGAGCAACUUCAGUCCCAUGAGGGUUUGAUGGACAGCUUUACAGACGACCUGACAGAGCAUCAGCGAAACCUUCCAGACUCAAAAAGCAAAACACGAGAUUGGGAGGACUAUCACCUGCGAGAGGAGUAUUUACGCUAUGAGAAAUUGAGGUACGAAACCUAUGUGAAAAUUCUAGCCUUACGGAUGGAGAGCAGCUGUGAGGACCUCCACACCUUCGAGCCUCGUAUAAUGGAAUCUGAUGGUGGGCAGGAAGAGGGCAGUGGAUUAAAGAGGUCAUACUCAAGCCCUUCGCUCAACCCUGAAAUAUAUCCUGUGGCAGUGAAGGUCAAACGCAACAUAUCGGAACGCCGGACUUACCGCAGGAUUAUCCCUAAACGCAAUAAAAACUUGGUGUGACAAGAUCACCUAAAUCCAAGCAAAAUAUGAGCACUUUUUACGGUACCUCACCAUGUGCCUAAUCUCUGCGGGGAAGUUUGGGAAACCCCUUUCAGAGGUUGUUGUGCAUUGUCCAUCUAUGUAUAAAAGGAAUUCUAAAUUCCUAUCAUAGCUAAGCAAAUAGAACCCUAUGGGAUUCUAAAUCAUUGAGCAAGGAACAAUGUUCCCUUGUAAAUUAGAGAAUAUAUCUUCUUAGAUGACUAUUAUUAUGUUUACUACCUUCUUUAGGUAUGUAAGAUUAUGUUUAUUUUAAAACUCCUUUAUUGGUUUCUAGAACCUGGUUACUGCUCAUUCUCAGGCUGCACUUUCUAUUUUUGCCACUAGCUGGCACUAUUGCACCAUCAAACCUGAGAGCGGCCGUAGCGUUUUGGUAAAAGGCAAUUUAGCGGUUGAAUUUUCACCUGCAAAUGAAGGAUGUCAAUGACCAGUCUUUCUUUUCAGGUUUAUUUCUCAGUCUUUUCCCAAAUACAAAAUAAAAAAAUUGCGUGCUAGAGAACAUACCACAUAGAUUGUUAUCCAGGACCUCUGAUGUCAAUGUGCGCUAUUUGAGUAAGUCUGGAGACUACAGAUUGCUGACCAUGGUAUGAAUGUUAGUAGACAAGUAGGGUAGUCUUCUACUGCUCAGCCUCCAUAAUGACAGGGACAUUUAUAGGAACAUCUGGUUAUUGUACAGGAGUGAUGGCAAUAAGUGGAAGGCUGGUGUACAUAUUGGGUGCAGUGCCACUCAGAUGAGCAGCUUUGUAAUGAGUGUGCGUGUGUUUGGGGUUGGGGCAGUGCCAGUCACAUGUAACUCAGGAUACUUAUUAAACAUUUGUGAGGCUUUCGGAUGGGCGACUGGUUAUAUGGCCAUUGUGAGUCAAUGUAACUUGCCCUCCCUAUUAUAAACAUGUGAAUGGUUACAGUAAACAUGCUGGUUAUAAUGUAUAUUUGGUACUAUUUCUAUGGAAUGAGAACUAUUUUUUAAUGUCAUUUAUGUUUACAGAUUUGCUCCCUUUUAGGUAUAUAAAAUUGUCUUUAGUAUAAUGUGUUAGAUGCUUCUAAAGACCAGUGUGUUUGCUUGGUUAUGCUUUAGCAAGCUGUUUCUUGCCAGCUGUUGUUGACGGAUGGCAUGCUUGGCAGGUCAUGCUGAGUCUUCUAGUUCCACAGCCGCUGGUGAAUCACAGCAUCCUUAAGUCUGAUCCAAGCCAUGCCCAUUAUAUAUUUAUUGGGGCAGUCAUAGUAUAAACUGACCCCUUUGGAGCUGAACAUCUCAUGUUUGUUUUGUUUUCCUUUUUAUUUUUUGCCAGCCGGCGAGAAGUUUGUAUUUUCUGAGUAUUUCAAUGUUUUAUUUGGUCUGUACUCUAAGAAACAAUGCACGGUCUUCAGAGUCUUACCAAGUUGGAUUCCAUGCAUCGCUAGCCUUAAAUAUUGUGUUAAAUUACCACAUGCUGUAUUUCGUAUUAUAAAAGUGUAUCUUGGAUUUGUUUCAUUCAGUAUACAUGGUUAUUAUGUCAUUCCCCAGCUUCCAUGCUGUCCCCACACUGUCUGUGGCUGGUUGCUGUCCUGGAUAACCAUCUGUAUACAGCGAGGUCUCUUUGGCCUAACUACUUGUAAUGUGGCAACAAGCGGCCUAUUUCUGUUCCAGCUCUCACAGACCAGUAAUCUGUGGAUGUGUUUUGGGGGAUUCUUCUUGUGCUGGAGUAGAAUACCAAGUGAUGUCUGAUCAUGCUCCAGAAUGAUGGUCUACAGCCAUCUGGUACUAAAUGGAGGUUUUAAUACCGGCAGUGGGUCAUGGCCUUAUUGCAACUUGCAUUUUGCACUGGAAAAAACAAUAAAGCCUUUUAAAGUGUU
Pseudophryne corroboree (corroboree frog) is the source of this 5532-nucleotide messenger RNA. RefSeq names its product PH and SEC7 domain-containing protein 4-like. NCBI's taxonomy places the organism in Eukaryota, Metazoa, Chordata, Amphibia, Anura, Myobatrachidae. The transcript has 16 exons. Gene Ontology annotation, molecular function: protein binding; phospholipid binding; guanyl-nucleotide exchange factor activity. Gene Ontology annotation, biological process: regulation of ARF protein signal transduction. The record is from RefSeq and is a predicted model, not a curated record. The coding region runs from base 661 to 3663 and encodes 1000 amino acids.